GGAUCCUUUUUUUCAGAAAGAUCCCUUCGUUUUGUGUUUCCUUCACAGCCCUGGACGGUUACCCCCGAUUUUACACACCAUGCCCACACCGCUUCCCUGUCGGCCGUAGCCGUGAACAGCAAGUAUGUGGUCACGGGGAGCAGGGAUGAGUCGAUCCAGAUCUAUGACAUGAGGAAGAAGGUGGAGCAUGGGGCGCUGCUGCAGCACAAUGGCACAAUAACUUGUCUGGAGUUCUAUGGUACUGCACAUCUACUGAGUGGGGCUGAAGAUGGACUAAUUUGUAUCUGGAACACAAAGAGAUGGGAAUGCCUGAAAUCCAUUAAGGCGCAUAAAGGACAUGUGACAUCUCUUUCUAUUCAUCCAUCCGGGAAAUUAGCUUUGUCAGUAGGAACAGAUAAAACAUUAAGAACUUGGAAUCUUGUAGAAGGACGAUCAGCCUUUAUCAAAAACUUGAAGCAAAAUGCCCACAUAAUUAAAUGGUCCCCUGAUGGAGAGAAAUAUGUGACUGUGAUAAUGAAUAAAGUGGAUAUUUACAAACUCGAUACAGCUUCAAUCACUGGCACUAUCACAAUAGAGAAAAGAAUUUCUUCCAUUAGAUUUAUUACAGAUUCUGUCCUCGCCAUAGCUGGAGAUGAUGAAAUUAUAAGGUUCUACAGCUGUGAUUCUCAAAAAUGUCUGUGUGAAUUUAAAGCUCAUGAAAACAGAAUAAAAGAUAUAUAUAGUUUUGAAAGGGAAGGACAACAUGUUAUUGUUACUGCAUCCAGUGAUGGUUACAUUAAAGUGUGGAAUCUGGAUCUUAAUAAGAUUAAAAACAUGCCAUCUUUAUUAUGUGAAGUCAGCACCAAAGCUAGGCUGACAUGCCUUGCAGUGUGGCUUGACCAAGCUUCAGAAAUGAAAGAAAAUUGUGAAAAAACUGCAACAUCAACUCAAGCAAAUGAAGAUGAGAAACCAUCCGUAGACAAAAAGAAGACAGUCUGUGGGAUGAAUAAAAGUGGCAAAUUGACAAAACAACACAGAAAAAUUGUUCCAGUUAAGCGAAAAUUGGAAGCUCCACUGCAAAAGAAGAAAAAGAAGCAGAAUAGCUCAGAAUGAAGGCGAAUGCUUUUUCUCCUGAAUAAGAAGUAAAUGCUGGUGUUGCUGGAGUUUUUACAAGGGUGUUUUUACACUUCUUGAUGGGACAAACACCUCUGAACUGAUUCUUUACCCAGAUGAAUUGGUUGAUCAUUCUGAGAAAUAGUAAAAGGGAUGGCAACUUUGCCUGAGAGAAUGAGGCUCAAAUAAACUCACAGUACGUAAUACUUAUAUUUUUAUAUUUACAACAGCAUACACUUUUUAACAGAUUAUGAAAUAGCCAACUAAAAUGAUAAAAAUAGCUACAUCUGUCUCAGUUAAAUUUUUGUGUCUCAGCUAAAUACAUAUUAAAGUUAUAUUCUUUAAUUCUUUA
Messenger RNA from Meleagris gallopavo (turkey), 1444 nucleotides. NCBI's taxonomy places the organism in Eukaryota, Metazoa, Chordata, Aves, Galliformes, Phasianidae. The record is from RefSeq and is a predicted model, not a curated record.